AUGACGAAUCUGGUUUGCGAGACUUACAACAAAUCGUGGUUUCUCUUCAACACAUGCAGACUUCGAGCCAUAAGCCGUAAUAAAACUUGUUUGUAUUUGAAUGCCACUGUCUUGCAUCCUGCGUACAAUAUUCAUGCCCGAGCCGAGGUCUAUCAGAAGGCCAAUGGAUGGACGUCUCUACCGCAUGCCAUACCAACUGGAGAUUAUCUUCUGGGAAUAACUUGGAUUUUUGAUAAUAGACCACAGUUUGCAACAAAAGUUUACUUCGCCUUCAAAGAAGAUUUGAAGGCAAAUCCUUAA
Messenger RNA from Drosophila hydei, 300 nucleotides. RefSeq lists its product as uncharacterized. NCBI's taxonomy places the organism in Eukaryota, Metazoa, Arthropoda, Insecta, Diptera, Drosophilidae. The coding region runs from base 1 to 300 and encodes 99 amino acids. The record is from RefSeq and is a predicted model, not a curated record. The transcript has 2 exons.